This is a messenger RNA of Uloborus diversus, 1521 nucleotides long. RefSeq names its product annulin-like. Lineage: Eukaryota; Metazoa; Arthropoda; Arachnida; Araneae; Uloboridae. Bases 1 to 1518 code for a protein of 505 amino acids. The transcript is spliced from 12 exons. Gene Ontology annotation, molecular function: protein-glutamine gamma-glutamyltransferase activity. The record is from RefSeq and is a predicted model, not a curated record. Gene Ontology annotation, biological process: peptide cross-linking.
AUGUAUUCAGUGACGUCAUCGCCGUUCAGCCACGUCGGGGAGUGGCUUCUUCAGGUGGACACGAGCCUUCUGAACAACAAGAUAGCGGCUCUUAACUUCAAGCAGCAGAAACCCAUCUCGAUACUUUUUAACCCCUGGAACAACGAGGACACCGUGUUUCUGAACGAUGAGCUCCUGCGGCAAGAGUACGUGAUGAAAGACGAAGGAGUCCUGUUCAUCGGGACAACCGAACAGAUCGACAAGUUGCCCUGGACAUUUGGACAGUUUAACCCUGGCAUCCUGGAGUGCUGCUGGCUCGCCCUCACCGUAGGCGAUAUACGUUCACACGAGAGAAACGACCCCGUCAAGGUUGUCCGCCUGCUUUCUGCAGCGGCCAACUCUAACGACGACGAGGGCGUGUUACUGGGGCGAUGGGACGGCGAGUACAAGGACGGCAUCGCCCCCACGGCGUGGGUGGGCAGUGCCAAGAUCGUACAACAGUACGUCGAGUCGGCAAAGCCCGUCAAGUACGGACAGUGCUGGGUCUUCUCGGGACUCCUCACCGCCAGCGUAUACCGCAUGGGUCCGUGCAGCGUGGUGGCCGUGAAGAGGGGAGAGGUGCAGCGCCCCUACGACACGCCCUUCGUCUUGGGAGAAGUGAACGCCGACUACGUCACGUGGCUGAGCAGGGGCGAAGAUCAACCAAUCAAGGCGCUCGAAUGGGACAAGAAGUACGUCGGCCAGUUCAUCAGCACGCUGAAACCAGGUUCCUAUGAUAGGGAGGACGUCACUGACGCCUACAAGGCGAAAGAAGAUACGAUAGAGGAGCGCAGCAUCAUGGACUGGGCCUGGUCGAACCUCGGCGACGUCUUCCCGCGCUUCUCAAGGAACAACGAUAGGGCGGGAGUCGACUUCGAACUGGACGCACCCAAAAACGUCACCAUCGGAGAGGACAUCAUGAUCCGCCUCCGCGUCAUCAACAACAGCACGCAGCAACAAUUGUCUGUCCUCGCGGCCUUGACUUUGGACGCCGUGUCCUACACUGACUCGAAGUUAGGGACCAUCAAGCAAGAGAAAUACCAGAAGAAGGUCGGGAGGAAUGAACACUUUGACCUGGUGGUGCCCUACCACGAGUACUUGAAUCAGAUCAAGGAGCAAGGGUACCUGCGUGCGAGCGUGCUGGCUUCGGCGCCAGAAAUGGACUACGAUGAGUUCCUCAAGAACACUUUCCGAGUCACGGCACCCCCGAUCGGUUUCUCGGUUACGGGCUCACAUAGAGUGGGCGAGGAGCUGCUCGUCAACACCCAGUUUGUGAACCCGCUGGACGGAUCCCUGUCGAAGGCUUACAUGAUCCUGACGGGCAGUGGGAUCGGAGAGGGACAGAAGAAGAUAUUCAACAAGGGUGCAUUGCCCAAGGAAACAUUGAGCCACACGUUCACGGUCAUCCCCCAGCGGUCGGGCAACAUUUUCCUCAACGCCAAAUUCUGGGCUCCGGAGAUGCACUUCAGCGAAGGAUACCACGUCGUUGCCAUCCAGUGAGAG